Molecule: messenger RNA, 1994 nt
Organism: Saccostrea cuccullata (small rock oyster)
Lineage: Eukaryota; Metazoa; Mollusca; Bivalvia; Ostreida; Ostreidae
Exons: 3
Coding region: 139-1965 (608 amino acids)
Biological process (GO): signal transduction
Molecular function (GO): protein binding
Source: RefSeq, a predicted model, not a curated record
AAGUUACACACUUUUAAGAAGACUUUUGCAGCAAUUUUCCUGACGUUUCAAAAUUUACUUAAAAAUGUUCAUAGGUUAAGCGUUGACGAGAUUGGGAUCAUUAUGUAAAUUCCUUGAGUCAAGAAGUUAAGCUACGUCAUGCCACUACAGACAGGUCUAGCUUUCCAUCGGAAGCGACAAACGAUAGAAAACCUGACUCUGGAACGUCCACAGAAUCUCCAAAGUUUUUACGAAGCGGUGGAAGAGGCCUUAAAGAAGAUCGAAAACCAUCUUUCCUACAUAGAACUGGAGUAUUAUGGGAUGGAUAGAUCCCCGGAUGAGGAAUUAAAAAUCUGGCUUCCGGCUUUGGAGAUUGUUAUGACGCAUGCCAAAACGGGGAUUCUUGUUUCAAAGCAGCAACUGAAGGACGUGUUCGAUUUGUAUGACCGUUCAAUCGGCGAUCCAACGAUGGUAGUUAAUUUAGACAAGGAAGCUGUUCAAACAACUUUAGAGGUUAUCAACAAAGUGGAUACGUAUAUUCGUCAAAAAUUUAAGAGUAUUAUUGAUGGAAUUUUAAUUGUGUUAGGGUACAUGAGGAAAUAUUGUCUAAGUUUCUGUGGAGUCAGUGGAGAUUCUUAUUUGGAAACUGCUACAAACUACGAAAAACAACGACGCGAGCUCGCUGAGGCCAUUAAAAUCAAUCUUGAUGACAUCCCCGUGAUGAUGGAUAAGUUUGAAAAUGAUGGCAUACGAAUAACAGAAUUGGGAUCGGUCCCAAGAAGAAUAGCCGAGCGCGUGCAAUGUGGUCACGUGCCGUUUCUUGUGAUGUUUUCGGGAGCGUGUGAAAAUAUACGUAACGCGUGUAUAGGAGUUCGAAAAUGGAUCCAAGCAGACGAUGGAUAUGCCACUUUUAUUCAGUUUGAUAUUACAGACUUGGAAAAGAAAAAGGAAAUUGACGGAAAAUUGCUACGAGAUUUACAAAUACGAGUGUCGCAUUUGGACCACCGAUUUAAAGUAUGCAAGAGGGAUAUUCAGGAAUGUGUAGGCGAAUUAAAGAGAGUUGCAGCUAAAGAAAAAAGCCUUAGAAGACAGGAGGAACAGUUGAAGGAAGACAUCCAUGACUUAGCAAUGGAAAUGGAAGUCAAGGAGAUCCAAAGAGACGAAGCAAGGAAAGUUUCCGAGACACAACAGAAAGAGCGAGAAAAGGUAGAAAAACUGAUAUCUGAAAUUGAACAAAUGAAAUUGAAAAAACCAAUUCUAGAAAGAAAAGCAGAUGAUGUGAAACGUAAACUGGAAUUCAUGAAAUUUCGACGUGAAUUGAAAAACAAACGGGAAGACCAAUUACGCGAGAUUAAAGAGGAGCUACGAGAGGCUAAACGAGAUUUGAGGAGAACGGAAGUGGAAUGUGAAAGACUUGAGAGGAAUAUUCUUAAGCUGAGAGAAAUUCAUAGAUUUAAAACAAGCCCAGAGGUUUUGAAGAAACUGUUUUAUAAUAUGCCUCUCACAAAUAAGGGAGCAGCCGUCAGCGGCGCAAGAAAAAAGAAAGGAACCGUUAUAGCAUUUCCUGACUUACCAUUCGCAGAUGAGGACAAAUUGGAGAGGGCGACUCGAGUAACCUCAAUCAACAUAGACAAAGAUUGGAUCCCCCUUUACCGAGCCUUACCCUUUCAUCCCCCACGAGGAGAGGAAAAUCUCCGCCAGGAUAUUGAUGAAAUCAACACUGUAUUUCUUAGAGACACUGUUGAAGUUCACGCAAAACAGGCGCUUCAUAGAUGGCGACGCAUGCACACCCGGGCUAGCGUGGACGACCUCAAGAAAGCUCUAAUUGCGAUCAAGCGGAAGGAGGUUGCAGAAAAGGUUGAGGAGGAACUAAGUAAGAAAAGACCAAUCAAAGCAAAGGUACCACAGACUGUUCGGUUUCCAAAAGUGCUAGUUCAGACUCAACAAGUGCGCGUUCGACACAGUUUGUCAGAUGCUGUUAAAUGAUGUUCAUGUCAAUGUAUUAUUGUCAAUUU